Chlorella variabilis is the source of this 1143-nucleotide messenger RNA. RefSeq lists its product as hypothetical. Bases 1 to 1143 code for a protein of 380 amino acids. Gene Ontology annotation, molecular function: ubiquitin binding. NCBI's taxonomy places the organism in Eukaryota, Viridiplantae, Chlorophyta, Trebouxiophyceae, Chlorellales, Chlorellaceae. The transcript has 5 exons. The record is from RefSeq and is a predicted model, not a curated record.
AUGGCGGCCAAGGACGGACCUCAGCUGGCCGAGCUGGUGCACCGCAGCCUGCCCUUCACCAUCCACGGCGUCAAGUGGGUCCCCGGCACGGCCCGCUUCGUGGUGCUGGGCAGCCGGCCGCGCGGCACCGGCGUGCUGCAGGUCUACGACCUGGAUGGGCUGGAGCUGCAGCAGGUGGCGCAGGCCGAGCAGCCGCACUCGCUGCAGUGCGGCAGCUUUGGGGCCAGCGCGGCUGCCGACGCACACCUGGCGGUCGGCACGCAAGCGGGCCAGCUGCGGCUGCUGGACGUAGCGCGCCUGGAUGCGGGGCCGCUGUUCAGCGUGCAAGCCCACGCCGGAAACGUCAACGCGCUGGAUGCCUUUGGCGGCCAGUCAACCGGCUGCGGCCCGCCAGUCAUCGCCACCGCCGGCAAGGACGGCGGCGUACGGGUGUGGGACCCGCGCCAGCCCGACGUGCCCGCCGCCGCCUUCCUUCCCGCGGCCGGCCCGCCGCCGGCCUCAUCCUCCGCAGCCGGCGGCGCCGGCGCGGGCGGCGGCGGCGGAGCCAGCGACUGCUGGUGCGUGGCGGUCGGCAACUCGUACAACCAGAUGGAGCGGUGCUUGCUUGCUGGCUACCAGAAUGGAGACAUCAAGAUGUUUGACCUGCGGGCGGCGCGGGUGCGGUGGGAGAGCAACGUCGGCAAGGGCGUGUGCGGCGUGCAGUUUGACCGGCGCGACAUCGCCAUGAACAAGUUUGUGGUCACCUGCCUGGAGAGCCAGCUGUGCCUGUUCGAGGCGCGCACCCAGCACCCUCGCCACGGCUUUGCGGCGCACACCCAGCGGCUGGCUGCGAGCGAGGGGCGGGAGGCCACGCUGUGGGGCGUGCACCACCUGCCCCAGAACCGAGACGUGUUCAUGGUGUGCGGUGGGGACGGCAGCCUGGCACUGCACAAGUACCAGUACCCAGACCAGAGGGCUGUCAAGGACGAGGAUGGCGAGGCGCGCGGCGUGGCGGGCAGCGCAGAGGUGGUGUGCGAGCGCACCAUCUCCUGCCAGCCGGUCGCGGCCUUCGACUGGAGCGGCGACAAGGCCGGGGCGUUUGUGGCGGCGGCCUUUGACCAGACGGUGCGGGUGGGCAUGGCCAGCCGGGUGGCCACGCUGUGA